Messenger RNA from Myripristis murdjan (pinecone soldierfish), 1628 nucleotides. RefSeq names its product TruB pseudouridine (psi) synthase family member 2 (gene trub2). The coding region runs from base 228 to 1235 and encodes 335 amino acids. The transcript has 8 exons. The record is from RefSeq and is a predicted model, not a curated record. NCBI's taxonomy places the organism in Eukaryota, Metazoa, Chordata, Actinopteri, Holocentriformes, Holocentridae. Gene Ontology annotation, molecular function: RNA binding; pseudouridine synthase activity. Gene Ontology annotation, biological process: RNA processing; pseudouridine synthesis.
GCGCGGAGCUCUCACAUGGCAACAAAGUCAGAUGGCGAGACAGUUAGCCUAAACGUCACUCUGUUUUCACCUUAUUUUGUAGGGUGUGUGCAGUGUUUAUGUUCUGUACUCGUGUAUUGCUGUCAUGUUUACAGUACAGGCGUUGCUUAUCUUGAACUGUUUAUGUCUUGAGGGAUGAAGUCUAGAGAGAUUUAGCCUGGAAACUGUGCUGACCUAACUGCAGUACAAUGACAACUCCGUGUAUCCGGAUGUUUCGUCGGUUGGAGGGUCUGUUUUGUGUGUAUAAACCACCAGGUGUUCACUGGAAACACGUCCGAGACAGGAUAGAGACAAGUCUUCUCACAGGUGUAAAUGGCACCCCGCAGCGGCCCCUUCCCCAGGUGGUCAAGUUCUUGGCACAACCAGGAGCUGGAAAUGACGGAUCCAGUGAGCUCACCCUCUCUGCAGCCUCUGUCCCUGUGCUGGCCAGCCACCCUCUGGUGAGCGGACCUGAAUUCCAGCGUAUUCCGGUUGCAGUAGGACAUCGUCUCGAUGCGUUUUCUUCCGGUGUUCUUGUUCUCGGAGUUGGGAAUGGAAACAAGGCUCUGAGUGAUUUCUACAAAACACCAGCCACAAGGGACUACACAUUGGAGGGUGAAUUUGGGACGGCAACAGAUGAUUUCUCUCACACAGGCCGGGUUGUUGAAAGAUCCACAUAUGGUCACAUCACCCAGGACAAGCUGGAGAGAGUCCUGGCCAUGUUGCAGGGAGCCAAUCAAAAGGCCUUGUUAAUGUAUUCCAACAUAGACAUGCGCUCCCAGGAGGCCUAUGAAAUGGCUGUGCAAGGCUUACUGGGCCCAGAGGGGAAAUCCGCCCCUAUUUUGAAAGGCUUGCGUUGUGUUCGCUUCGAGCCUCCGCACUUCACCCUGGAGGUGCAGUGCCUGAAUGAAAGUCAGAAAUAUUUGCGCAAAGUUGUACAUGAAAUAGGACUGGAGCUGCGGAGCACAGCGGUGUGUAAGGUGGUGCGGCGCACCCGAGACGGUGUCUUCACCCUGCAGGACGCCCUGACCCAUCACCACUGGACUGCUUCUGAUGUCAUGGGUGCCAUUCAACAAUACCACUCCUCUAAAAAACUGAGAAAAAGCCCUCACACACAGACCAAAGACCCAACGAUACAAUCAAGAGGGGAGGAUAAAAAAACAGAGAGCCAGCAAAGUGAAAUCAGUGAGGAGACAGCCGUCAGCACAGUGCUCUAAUGUUGCCGUUGAUUCUCCAUCUUAAUCAUGCCGCUACUGCUUAUGAGUGGUUUCCUGUAAUUGAAUUUCUCAUGAUGAAUACUAAAUUAUUUUCCAAAAGCGUAAUAUGAAAGCAAUAUUUGCCUAAUGAUCUCAAACAUUAUUUUGUUCUGGCAAUUUAAAUAACAUUGUGUGAGCUGCAUUUCAGUUUCUAUUGACAGGAAGUGGAACAACACGCCUGUACAAAGUGGUUAGCAUAAUGAAUAUAACCCAGUGUUAUCAAAAUGUUAAGCUGCUGAUGUUACUCAUUUUCACCAUUGUUUUCAACAUCCUAGACCUGAUUAUCUGAUUGCUGUGGUAAUUAAAAAAAAAAAAAAAAAAAAAAAAAAAAAAAUCAAAACUUGAUACACCAAC